Molecule: messenger RNA, 1089 nt
Organism: Stylonychia lemnae
Lineage: Eukaryota; Ciliophora; Spirotrichea; Sporadotrichida; Oxytrichidae
Source: the annotation of a GenBank genome assembly
AUGUAAGUCUAUUUAAGGAUUCUCAAUUUAUUAAAAACUUAAACUGACUUUUAUUUAGAUAACUCCAAAACUGAAAUCUUUGAACAAUCUCCUCUUGAGAAGAAUCUAAACUCUAAGAAACUCAAAUUCACUGAGCUCUAAGCAUAUAGGAAUCAUUAAUAUCUCAAGAUUAAAGAGGAAGUUAAGCAAAAUCCAGAAGAGGAUAAAGUUGCCAAGCAAUCGGAUGUCCAGAAGAAUUCAAAGCUUGACAGGCAAAAUCUCAGGACAAUUGAUUUUUUACCUCGGUUAUAAUUGAAUAACUCAAGGAUCAGCAAAAACUAAUUCGAUUACAAUCAACUCAGGACUAGAUAAUUUGAGAAGUAGGUUAUAAGAUACUUCGGUGAGUUAUACAAAGUCCCGUAAGAAUGUGAAUUAUGGGGUUAUAUGCCUUCUGGGUCAACAGAGAGUAAUUUGCAGGCGAUAUAUUUUGCCAGAGAGUAUUUCAGAAAUCAUUAAAAUGUGGCAGUAAUAUACACAGAGAAGGCUCACUCAUCUCUUAAUAAGGCCAUAUACUAUCUUAAGUUAAACACAUUCGGCCAAGUUGCUAGAUCAUUAAAUCUUGAGCCCCCAGCAGGAAUGAAAUAGUGGCCUGACAAAGUUCCUCACAAUUCAGCCGGAUAAAUGGAUAUUGAUUCACUAAAAGCAAUCUUAAAACCUCUUGCAGAAUAGAAAAUUCCAGUUUUAAUAAUUGCUAAUGUGGGCACCACCUCAACUUGCUCAUUUGACAGUACCACUGAAAUUAUCAAUGCAUUGAAAACUUAGGAGUUUUACAAUGACUUGAAAAAUCAUUGGAUCCAUAUUGAUGGUGCAUGGUGCGGUCCAUACAUAAGAUUUCUUGAAAUAGCAUCAAGAAUGUCAAAGCAUAAAUUCUUACCGAUUAAGACAAUCAAUGAAGCAAAAUUCGAUUUCUCAUUAAAGGAAGUGAAAAGUAUCACUACAAGUAUUCAUAAAUGGAUUCCUUCUCCAAUACUUAUAUAAGAGGUUAAGAUUAUACUUUAACUACCUCAAGAAGUGGGCAUGCACCCCUGUUUACUUGGGAUUAUUUAAUGA